AUGCAGAGAUCGGUCCAGAAAGCCAUCAUUUGGCUGGGAGCCAUUUUCAUCACCUACCAUGUCUUUUCACUUCUGUUUUCCCGACGAGCCUCACAACCUAGUCACUCAGACCCCAAUCUACAAAAGGCUCCCGCCAAGCUAAAAGGCGACCCGCUACGAGCUAAAGCGAUAGUCCAAGCGUUCAGGUUUUCGUGGAAUAAAUAUGAGGAAUUUGCGGCACCUCAUGAUACGUUGUUGCCAAUCAGUAAGACCUUUGAGGAUGAUCGAAAUGGCUGGGGCGCGACGGCGGUUGAUGGGCUGAGUACAGCCAUUAUCAUGGAGGACGCUGAAAUCGUGGAUAAGAUUCUCAGACAGAUCAUGCUCACAGACUUUACCGUGACUGUUGUGCCUGAUCAACCCAUCUCACUUUUCGAAACGACUAUUCGUUAUCUUGGGGCAUACGAUUUACUAUUUGGGUCAUACAAACACCUCUGUACAGACAUGUACUUGAGAAACAAUCUGCUAAAAGCGGCAGUCAUUCUUGCAGACAGACUCAGCGUCGCCUUUGACACACCAUCCGGCAUUCCCGAUGAUGAGAUCAUCUUCAAUCCUCAGCUCCGUCGCUUCGGCAACAUCGACAACUCCAUCACUUGUUUCGGGACACUUGUCCUCGAAUGGACUCGAUUAAGUGAUUUGACUGGCAACCAGACAUACGCCAAGCUCGCCCAGAGAGCCCAAGAUCAUUUAAUCCAUCCCAAGACGAAGCAGAGUUUUACACUUCCGGGUCUGAUUGGGACGUACGUCAAGCUCAAAGAUGGCUACUUUGGUGAUUAUCAGGCUGGUUGGGGAGGUGGCUCGGAUAGCUACUAUGAGUAUCUGAUCAAGAUGUAUGCGUACGAUUCAGUUGCUUUUGCGGAGUAUGGAGAUAGCUGGAUUCAAGCGGCCGAAUCGUCCAUGUUGUACCUGGCUUCUUCGCCAUCAACAAGACCGGAUCUGACGUUCCUGGGAGAAAUGCGUGGAAACACCAUGAUCCCUAUCUCAAGUCAUCCCAGUCUAACAUUUGCAGUGGCGAGUGUUUGUGGCGGUUCUCUAAUCCUCGGUGGGCUACUUCUCCAGAACCAAACAUUUGUUGACUUUGGCGUCAAACUCUCGGAGUCAUACUAUGAAGUCUAUCGCCAAAGCCCCAGCGGUAUCGGUCCCGAACUCUUCCGCUGGGUCGACGACGGCCGUCAGCCUCUGGCUAAGGCAUCAUCCAAACGUCUCCCCGCUCCAAAAUGGCAAUCCUUCUACGAGAAAAGCGGCUACUAUCACACAAACGCUGAGUACAUCCUUCGCCCCGAGACCAUCGAAAGUCUUUACUACGCCUACCGCGCCACCGGUGAUCGCAAAUACCAAGACUGGGCAUGGGAGGCAUUUGAGGCAUUGAACCGGAUGUGUAAGGUUGAGGGAGGAUAUACCGGAUUGAAGAGUGUUAUGAAGACGAAGGAUGAUAAGACGAGGAAGUUUGUUGACAAGAUGGAGAGUUUUUGGUUGGCGGAGACGUUGAAGUAUUUAUAUUUGAUGUUUGCGGAGGAUUCGGAGUUGCAGGUUAGGAGUGAUGGGAAGAUGAAGUAUGUGCUUAACACGGAGGCUCAUCCGCUACUUGUACGGGGAAAGUAG
Molecule: messenger RNA, 1638 nt
Organism: Fusarium oxysporum Fo47
Lineage: Eukaryota; Fungi; Ascomycota; Sordariomycetes; Hypocreales; Nectriaceae
Product: glycoside hydrolase
Exons: 4
Coding region: 1-1638 (545 amino acids)
Biological process (GO): N-glycan processing; carbohydrate metabolic process
Cellular component (GO): endoplasmic reticulum; Golgi membrane
Molecular function (GO): calcium ion binding; mannosyl-oligosaccharide 1,2-alpha-mannosidase activity
Source: RefSeq, a predicted model, not a curated record